This is a messenger RNA of Schizosaccharomyces osmophilus, 3528 nucleotides long. RefSeq names its product sterol transfer protein Osh2 (gene osh2). Gene Ontology annotation, molecular function: protein binding; sterol binding. The transcript has 5 exons. The record is from RefSeq and is a predicted model, not a curated record. Gene Ontology annotation, biological process: endocytosis; maintenance of cell polarity; piecemeal microautophagy of the nucleus. The coding region runs from base 1 to 3528 and encodes 1175 amino acids. NCBI's taxonomy places the organism in Eukaryota, Fungi, Ascomycota, Schizosaccharomycetes, Schizosaccharomycetales, Schizosaccharomycetaceae. Gene Ontology annotation, cellular component: membrane; nuclear envelope; intracellular membrane-bounded organelle.
AUGAGUGAAGAAGCUACGACAGCUCAACACUCUAGAAAAGCUUCUACUUCUAGCUCGUCGUCCAAAAAUAAUAAAGAAAUUCAAACAGGUUUGAAGCAACUCCAAUUACUACAGGCCUUUCAAAAUGGUGAUAUUGAUGAGCUAGAUGCUCUGCUACAAAACCAUAGCCGGGAAGAUUGCACUUUUGCUUUAUUCCUCUGCAUUCAAUGCGCAAAUGCUUCUAUGGUAAAACAUAUUUUAUCCGUUUUUGAUGUUGAUCUUAAUGCAUACGAUAAAAACCAAAAUACGCCCCUACAUUUAGCUGCUAUGGCAGGCCGCCAGGACGUUGUGGAAACUCUAUUAUUACACCCUGACAUAAAUUAUAAUCUCCUAAAUGGGAACAAUUUAAAGGCCUGGCAGGUUGCCUCUUCUAAUACUCUGGCGGAUUUCAUGAAAGGUUUCUGUGCAAUGUAUACCAAGGAAACGGCCCGCGAAUUUAAGCAUGCCUUUGAAGAACGAAAUUUUGAUACAUUGGACUAUUUGAUGAGACAUAAUGAAUACAACUCUGCCAUCGAUCUAAAUGAAAUCGAUGUUGAUACUGGACAAACCUAUUUACAUCUUGCAACAAAGGCUAAGGACGUGGAGCUCGUCAGUUGGUUACUCAACCAUAAUGCUGAUCCUUUUCGCCGAGACAAGUUUGGGAAACUUCCUGUAGAUUACACAAGGGACGAGAGCUUGCGUAGCCUAUUUCGGAACCAGACUUCUGAAACAACUUCUCAACCGCCUUCUUCUGUUGACCCAAAUAUCUCUGGUUAUUUGAAAAAAUGGACCAACUAUAAGUCAGGCUAUAAGCUGAGAUGGUUUAGCCUACGUAAUGGUGUGUUAUCUUAUUACAAGAACCAAGACGAUGCUUCUUCUGCCUGUCGUGGAUCUAUCAAUUUAAGUUUAGCUCGGCUAGUUUAUGAUCCCAAACAGCCUACUAUUUUUCAGGUCAUCGGAAGGGGUUCUGUUCGCUAUAGUGUUAAGGCUAACUCACCUGUGGAAGCGCACCGAUGGAUCGAUGCCAUCGCGUUUGCUAUUGAACACGACCAGGAAAAUGAAAAACAAAAAAAUUCAGAUGCUGUGUCCAUUGGUACUUACGAUAUUCCAGUACCAACGAACCAAGGUAUGAUGUUUAGCUCCGAACAUUUGCCAUGGAACGAAACCGAUUCUUAUGCUGGUUCGGAUGAUGAACACGAAGAAGAUAUGCCUCACCGAGAGAGUUAUGAAUUUAACAUGAACAUUGCCAAAUACAAGGUGGACAUUAUGCAUAGCCUGAUUAAUUCAGCGAUUUCACACGAUAAGUACAAACAAGACCCAGCUCUAAUGCAGGUGUUUGAAGGAAUCGAAGAUGCCUUUAGUACUUUAGAGAAUAAUGUUAUCGAGAUUCUACAUCUUCAGCAUGAAGCAGAAAUUCACUAUAAACGAAAGCUAGAAAACGCUACCAGAAUCAAUGCUUUAUGGGCUGAAAACUUGAAAACAGUCGUUGAAGAACAAGACCAAAUCGAAGAACGCUAUCACAGGAGCGAAAAUCACCGUAGACGUACUAAACGUGCGCUUCGUAAAUUGGCUUCUUCAAUAAAAAAUGACAAAAACAAUGGCCAGUUUAACGAGACUGCAUCUUUAUCUUCAACUUCUUUAUCAAGUGAUUUUAGCGAAGAGGAUCAAGAGAAUGACAGGGACACCUUCUUCGAUGCUAACGCUAAUCAAACGCCCUCUCGUAUUCAGUCUCCGUCCAAAGAGACUCCUCCGGCGGUUGGCCAGUAUCCCUUUGACGAUUCCCCUGUUCCUACAGCCGGUCAAUAUCCUACUGAUGAAACAUCUGCCCCAUCUGGUGAACGCUAUCCUCCCACUGAAACAUCUGUUCCUCCUAGUGAACGCUAUCCUCCCGCUGAAGAGUUUGCUCCUCCUGGUGGACAUGAUCACCCCGCUAAAGCAUCUGCUCCUUCUGGUGAACGCUAUCCUCCCGCUGAAGAGUUUGCUCCUCCUGGUGGACAUGAUCACCCCGCUAAAGCAUCUGCUCCUUCUGGUGAACGCUAUCCUCCCGCUGAAGAGUUUGCUCCUCCUAAUGAACAAGAUUCCCGGGCUAGAGCAUCUGCUCCUUCUGGUGAUCACUAUCCUCCCACUGAAGAUGCUUCAUCCAAAAUGAAUGAGAAACCUGUCUUCCAGGGUAACUCGCCUGGCACAGAAGCUCCAGAACAUCCUCCUUAUUCUGCACCCAUUGGUGCUAGUGGCGUUGCAGGCGAUAGGAAAAAUAAUGAAAAGCAAGCACCAACGGAGGAACCUAAAUCAGAUUCUCGUUCUUUGGAUCUUCAAAAAUCAUUCCAUGGUUAUGAGGCACCUCUUCGAUUGGAUUUAGGGAUAAAAGAUGACCGUCCAAAAAUUAGUCUUUGGAGUAUUUUGAAGGGAAUGAUUGGUAAAGAUAUGACAAAGAUGGCUUUACCCGUUAGUUUUAACGAGCCUACUAGCCUUUUACAACGUGUUGCGGAAGACAUGGAAUAUACCGAUUUGCUCGAGAUUGCAUCUCAACAAAAGGAUCCAGCUUGGCGUGCUUUAUAUGUUGCUGCCUUUGCUGCUUCAGAAUAUGCAAGUACCAUCAAUCGUGUCGCAAAACCUUUUAAUCCGUUGUUAGGUGAAACUUACGAAUUAUGCCGUCCUGAUAAGGGAUACCGCUUUCUAAUCGAGCAAGUUAGUCAUCAUCCUCCUAUUGGUGCUGCAUACUCGGAAUCUUUGAAUUGGAAAUACUACGGAGAAUCAAGUGUAAAAUCAAAAUUUUAUGGUAAAAGCUUUGAUAUAUCUCCUCUUGGCACUUGGUAUUUGGAACUUAAAACUCCUUCAGGAAAUGUGGAACUAUUUACAUGGAAAAAGAUUACAUCUUCAGUAGUGGGAAUUAUUAGUGGAAGUCCUACUAUAGAUAACUAUGGCCAGAUGAUGGUUCAGAAUCAUUCGAGUCAUGUAAACUGUCUCUUGGAGUUCAAACCUCGCGGCUGGCGUGGCACUAAUGCCUAUGAAGUAAAAGGAAGUAUUCAAUCUUCAAGCGAUACUCCUGAAUACACUGUGAAUGGCCAUUGGGACGACAAAAUAUUUGCUUACAAUGCUGGUAGUAACAAGACAAUGCUAUGGCAAAAUCAUGAGCGACCACCUCGUCCUUUUAACCUGACGCCGUUCGCCAUUUCUUUGAAUGCUUUAACUGACGAACUUAAACCAUGGUUACCUCCUACGGAUACUCGUUGGCGACCUGAUCAGAGAGCAAUGGAAGUAGGUCAAUAUGAUUUUGCCGCUGACGAGAAAAGCAGGGUUGAAGAGAAGCAAAGAACCAAAAAGAAAAUGCGUGAUCUAGGACAAAUAGAAGAAUGGAAACCAAAAUGGUUUUCACAACAGAAGCAUCCCGUCACUGGUGAAGAAUAUUGGAUGUUCAAUGGUGAUUAUUGGAACGUAAGAGAGGAAGCUGGUAAAGCAAACCUCUCUGGUCAAUCAUUCGAAUGGCCCGGCGCUGACGAUAUUUUUUGA